CAUGUACAUCCGGGUCGUAGCUAAACUUGUGCUUUUCUACGAUGUGCUGUGCCUAUCGGUGGACAUUAUAGUGUGAAAUUAGGUGUAAAGGCGAGGGUUAGGUAUUAUACAUCAGACUCCACUUAUUUAAUCAGUGGAUGAAAACCGGUCGUUAACUAACAUUAUCAUAACUAGCCAGAGUGGGUGCAACCAGUUAGGUGUUAGCAAACUACGAGCUAGUAAACGUGAUUGAUUUUUAAGCUCCCACCAGCCAGAUAAGCUAGCCAACAAACAGUUUACAAAUGGAGGCUAACGUAUAUGUAGUUACCGUUUAGCCCACUGCUUGCCACACAGACUCAGGACAUCUGGAUAAAAGCUAACCUGGCUACGCUACUUAUUAGUUAGGCUAGCCAUCCGCUAGGGAGCUAGCUAGCAAACUAAUUUAACUCACUGCUGCUCUUUGGGAAAAAAUGAGCGCAGAAGAAGAUGGGACUCGGUGCCCCGUCUCUACAGUCCAUGGAAACGAAGAUGAAUGUAGAGAUGACAACAGACAGCAGGACACAAUGAUAUGUUUGGGCAACGAGAUCAAGAGUCGGGCGGUGGUGAAAUACUCUGCUGCCCCACCGCCCGCUACCUACGCCCUUCUGCAGGAGAAGACGGACCUGAAGUUGCCACCUGCCAACUGGCUUCGAGAGAGCGCCCAGCUGGGGGCGGCUGGCACAACUGUCCUGGGCUCCAGUAGCAAGAACAAACCCUUUUCCAGUUUUGGAAUGGCAUAUGAUUUCAUUGACUCCAUAGGCAAUGAUGUGGAUGUUGUAUCUGACUCAGAGAACAUAAAGAAACUUCUGAAGAUCCCGUAUAGCAAAUCUCAUGUCAGCAUGGCUGUUCAUCGUGUGGGGCGAACUCUCCUGCUGGAUGAGCUGGACAUCCAGGAGCUCUUCAUGAGGUCAUCCCAGACAGGAGACUGGACGUGGUUAAAGGAAUUUUAUCAAAGGCUCGUUGAUCAAAAAUGGCAGAGGAAGAAGAAGAGCAAAGAGCACUGGUACCAGAAGGCCAUUCUGUCCAAGUUCUUGUAUUACAGCAUUAACGGCGACGGGUCAGUGGAGCCCGUCCCAUCGGACUCGGGCAACACCGACGAGGGAGAGGAGGAGUGCAGGGAUGAAGAGUUUGGCCCCUCGUGGCCUGCCACCUUCACCAGCUCACCGUCCGAGUCGGACACCCCGAAAGAGGACGGCGUCUCCGUGGAACACAAGUACGCCCUGGGGCACGUGGCAUCGGUUCCCAAAGAACAGAACCUCCCCACGCUCUUUAAUGAAGGGGAGAACAGUCAGGGCCUGAGGAACGACUUUGUGCGGAACAUCCUGUGGACGUUCGAGGACAUUCACAUGCUGGUGGGGUCCAACAUGCCCAUCUUCGGCGGCGGCCGCUACCCCGCGGUCAGUCUCCGCCUCAGGGAUAACAAUAAGCCUAUUAACAUUCUGACGGGUAUCGAUUACUGGCUGGACAACCUGAUGUGCAACGUGCCUGAGCUUGUCAUGUGUUUUCAUGUCAACGGCAUUGUGCAGAAAUACGAGAUGAUCAAAACAGAAGACAUCCCGGACCUGGAGAACUCCACAUUCUCCACCAAGGUGGUAAAGGACAUCGCUCAGAACAUUCUGUCCUUCCUCAAGUCCAACUGCACCAGAGAAGGACACACCUACUGGCUCUUCAAAGCCAGUGGAAGCGACAUCGUGAAGCUGUAUGACCUCACCACUCUGUGCGAGGAGGCCACAGAAGAGAAAUGCCAGAACCCUUUCACCCUUCCUGUCGCUGUGCUGCUCUACAAAGUGGCCAGCAACAUGAUGAUGAAGAAGAGCCAGAACAGGAAGCAUUACGGCACCAUCAGGACUCUGCUGCUGAACUGUGUGAAGCUGCUGGAUCAGGAGAGGCACCCUCAGAUCAUUGCCUCUGCGAAUUACAUGCUGUCGGAGCUGUUCCAGCUGGACGAGAGGCCAGACGAGGACGGGAGCGGCUCGCUCCGCGCCGGCGGCUCCGAGGACAGCUACAGCGAGGAGGAGGAAGACGAGGACGAAGAGCUGCCGGUGGACAGCGACGAGAACGGCUCGUACAGCACGGGCUCCGACCCGCCGGGCGACAGCAAAGCCGUGGCCGUCAUCAAGUCUGUGGGGGAGCUGUCCGUCCCAGAGAAGUACAAGUCCACACACCAGAUCAGACCCAACUACACUUUCCCGGUCUCCCACGAUACGGAGGAGCGCUGUCGCCACGUGCUGAGCUACGUCUUAAAGGGCCUGAAAGCGGUGGACAGCAGCAUUAAGAAGGAGAGCGACCUGCCGGCGGCCGACCCCAACACCCCCAUCCCCCUCAAGUACGAGGAGGGGAGCCCCAGCGCGGGCCCCAGCGCAGUGGAGGAGAUCGCACCCCUCCUGGACAGAGUCGGACCCUGUCACGAGGACUUGAAGCACCCAACGCGCUCGGGCAUGAUCCCGGGCUCCUGGCAGUACAGGAUGAAGCUGCAGCUGGUCCUCAAGGCCUCCAAAGCCUACUACGUGCUGUCGGACGCCGCGACCAACCUGCUGAAGUACGGCCGGGCCCUGCGCUACAUAAAACUGGCCCUGCAAUGCCACGACGCGUACUGCUCUGUGUGCAGCAGCCUGCACCCCGAGGUGCUGCUCUUCCACAGCCAGUGCCUGUCCCUCUGCGGGGACAUCCAGCUCAUGCUGGCCCAGAACGCCAGCAACCGGGCUGCCUACCUGGAGGAGUACAGCUACCAGACCAAGGAGGACCAGGAGAUCCUGCACAGCCUGCACCGUGAAUGCAGCUGCCAGGCCUUUAACCUGGUCACUGACCUGUCCAUGGAUGCGGAGUACCAGCUGUUCGUGAGCUCCAAGUGCUACGAGGCGGGGCACGAGCUGCUGACCUCGGGCGACCUGAAGGACCACAGCGCCGACCAGCUGGCUCAGCUGCUCAAGAGGCUGGGAAACAUCCGGAACGAGAUGGGCGUGUUCUACAUGAACCAGGCCGCCGCCCUGCAGACCGAGAAGGAAGAGAAGAAGACGGUGUCGGUGGCCGAGCAGGAGAUGUGGAAGAAGAGCUUCUCGUGCUUUGAGAAGGGCGUGAGGGACUUUGAGGCGAUCGGGGACGGGGCCAACACGGCGCUGCUCCUGUGCAACACGGGCAGGCUGAUGCGCAUCUGCGCGCAGGGCCACUGCGCAGUCUCCGCCGACCUCAGCAGGGGCGAGUUCUCCCCAGAGGAGGCGCUCUACUACAACAAGGCGAUCGAAUACUACCUGAAGGCCGUGAAGUCCCUGGGGAGCAGAGAGAGCCACCCUGCCGUGUGGGACUCAGUGAACUGGGAGCUCUCCACCACCUACUUCACCCUGGCCACCCUGCAGCAGGACUACGCCCCUCUCUCCAGGAAGGCCCAGGAACAGAUUGAAAGGGAGGUGACAGAGGCCAUGAUGAAAUCGCUCAAGUACUGUGACCUGCAGACGGAAUCGGCCCGCCAGCCCCUGUACCAGUACAGAGCGGCCACCAUACACCACCGCCUGGCCUCCAUGUACCACAGCUGCUUCCGAAAUCAGGUAGGAGAUGAGCACCUGAGGAAGCAGCACCGCAGCCUGGCUGAGCUGCAUUACUGCAAGGCCGUGCGCCUCUUCCUCAGCCUGAAGGACGCGCCCUGUGAGCUGCUGCGCACUCAGCUGGAGAGGGUGGCCUUCGCCGAGUUCCAGAUGUCAGGGCAGAACAGCAGCGCGGCCAAGCUGAAGACCCUGUCCGGAGCCCUGGAGAUCAUGACCGAGACGCGCCACGCCUUCCGGCUCAUCCACACAGAGCUGCUCGCGGACCAGGCAGAGGUACGCAACAGCGCCGGCGCCGCGGAGACCUCGACCGUGUCGGACGGCUCCGCCUCCUCCGGCCUCAGCACGCAGGAAGUGCUGAAGCUGGUCGGGGUGUUUGAGCCCAGCAUCUCCUUCCUGCUGCUCCACCUGGUCAAGCUGCUCUCCACCGGCAAACGCAAACCCAGUGUGAAGGAGGAAGAGGCAGUGAAGCUGUACAAGCAGGUCUACUCCAAGCUGCUGCGCGCUGACAAGGCCGCCCCUCUCCUCCAGCGGGUGGCGCUGUGCUUGGAGCUGCUGGAUCAGCUGGCGCCCCAGGUAGAAAGCUCGGACAGUAGAGCGUCGCCAUGACAACACCUGCUUCAGGUCUCACUCACCAGACAGGUUGACAUACAUGACACACACACAAAGGCGCAGUGGAUGGCACUGUUGCCUCGCUAGAAGGAGGUUCCGGGUUAAAGUCCCAGCCGGCCUGGAUCCUUCCUGUGUGGAGUUUGCACGCUCUCCCCAUGCUCGCGUGAAUUUCCUCCUGGUACUCCGGUUUCCUCCCACAAUUUAAAGACGUGUAGCUUAGGGACUGUGCAGGACGUGAUAGAGAAAUUAGAGUCUCUCGGUUAAGUAAAGGUGUACUGUAAACGUGCGUAUACGCACACAAACGUGCAUACACCCAUAUGGACAUGAAAACAUGCACAAGCACACACAUGCAUGCAUGCUCUUGAACACACAUGCCUACAAGCUCAAAAGAAUGUGAAUAUUAAAAAAAAAUGUUAUUCUGCCAGCUGUGCCUUGCCAACUGUGGCUGUCCGUCAUUUUAGGACAACUUUCUUAGUGUUACACCUUCUAUACUUUUUUAAAACUUCUUAUAUGAUUGUCCUUUCCCAGUCCACAUUUUUAUAAAUGGACAGGUGAGCGUGCAAACCACCCUUGAGUGUUUUCCUAAGUGGAGUAAUUAAUGAACUGCAUUGAAUGUGUUCUGACUACACUGAUGAAUUACUAUAUUUGUUAAUAAUAAGGACUUGCAAUGCAAGAUAUUUGUGUUACCCUCACAGCUACUGUUUAUGAAAAACAAGGUUUGAAAAUUUAAGCAUAAUGUUUAAAAAUGUGGAAAUAAUCUUUGUAUGAUGACAUAAUUGUGCAAUACACAGACAACGUUCGGUGGAACUUGUUUGAAGGGAUAGUUUGCCCAGGCGUUACUAUCAUGGGGUUUGAGUGUGACUUGCUUUGGCUCUUUGACUUAAAAUAAAGGCUUUAAUGCUG
Anguilla rostrata (American eel) is the source of this 5069-nucleotide messenger RNA. RefSeq names its product erythroid differentiation regulatory factor 1 (gene edrf1). Lineage: Eukaryota; Metazoa; Chordata; Actinopteri; Anguilliformes; Anguillidae. The record is from RefSeq and is a predicted model, not a curated record. Gene Ontology annotation, biological process: positive regulation of DNA-templated transcription. The coding region runs from base 450 to 4163 and encodes 1237 amino acids. The transcript has 25 exons.